Molecule: messenger RNA, 1922 nt
Organism: Alligator sinensis (Chinese alligator)
Lineage: Eukaryota; Metazoa; Chordata; Crocodylia; Alligatoridae
Product: antimicrobial peptide NK-lysin-like
Exons: 9
Coding region: 1151-1621 (156 amino acids)
Biological process (GO): sphingolipid metabolic process; antimicrobial humoral immune response mediated by antimicrobial peptide; defense response to bacterium
Cellular component (GO): cytolytic granule
Source: RefSeq, a predicted model, not a curated record
GCCACUGAGCGCGGCCACCAGGGGGCGCCGCCCCGCCGGCUGUCGCUGGGCCAAUCAGCGCGGGGGCGGGGCCAACGCAAAGGCCUAGGCCGGCCUCCUGUAGUCACGCCCCACACGUGGGCGCGGGGGGGCGGUGGUAGACAGCCCGGUGUUAGAGAUGGGCAAGGGUUGCUGCCAAAGGGUGGGGAAAUGUCCCGCGCAGACGAGCAUUGAGGACUAGCUGAGCUGUGGUAGAGCUGUCUGUGGGCUACACAAGGGUACAGAUGGCACCAGAGAAAAUGGGAUGGGAUAGGAUGGGACGGGUCCCUCACUGCCCUGGAGGGGAGAGGCCGGAGGCCUAGCCAUGGAGACUGGCCUGAGCCUGAUUCUUUCCUUUUCUACAGGGACCCCUGGGAAGGUAAAAGAAAGAGAAGGCGCCCAAACCCACCAAGAAGCCCAAGGAGAAACUACCUAAGGGCUCCGAGAAGCCCAAAGAGGAAGCUCCCAAGCCCACCAAAAAACCCAAGGAGAAGCCUCCCAAGGCCACCAAAAAGCCAUUAGGAAAGAAAAAGCCGGAGGCAACACCCCCUGUCCAACCUGAGAAGGAAGAGAAGGACAGGUAUUACCAGCCUGAGGAUCCCCUGUUCCCUCCCCCUGCCAGAGAGGAAGAUGACUACGGGGUGGCCGAGCCCUCCAGGCUCCCCUCACCAUAUGAUGAGGAGGAGCGAUCCCAGGUAUAUGGGGAACGGGACAGAGUUGAGUGCAGGCAGCACCAUCAGAAACCCAAGAAGCCACCCAGCAGGAAGAAAACAGAAAGGAUCAGGCCGGAACCAGAGCCUGAACUGCAGCCAAAGAAGCCAAGCAUGUGGGCAGGGAAGCCAGUGGAGCCGCCCAUGCCACCUGCGAAGACCAGCUAUGAGGAGGGGCUAAAGCAGCUGGACUGAUGACGGUUUUGUUCCCAUCUGUGGUGAGCUCCCCAGCAGAGAGGUGUGAAGCCAGCCAGGAAGGAAGGGGAGGGGAAAGCCCCAUUAGCUUUGAACACACCAUUUUAGGGGCGCUCUGCUUUUCGGAGGCUCUGACUGGCCCAGCUGGACCCCCCUGCCUCCCACCCGGGAGCCUAUAAAGGCAGCAAGGGAGAGUGCCCCUCCAGUGGCAGGACAGAGACACACCAAUGGCUUUGGCACUGAUCGUCCCCUUGGUCCUUGCUGUGGCCACAGCAUUGGCCCAGCAGGACCAGUUCCCCCAAAGAUGCCUCCAGGGCCCGGCGUACUGGUGCCAGGAUGCAGAAACAGCCACUGAGUGCCGGAAAGAGCAGUUCUGCUUGAGUUUCUGGGACACUGCUCUGGAUCAGCUGGAGGAGGGAGCCCUAAUCCCAAAGAUAUUCUGUACCACCUGCACCAAAGUCAUUCGGUGGCUCCAGUCCACAGUGGGGGAGGAUGCUGACGAGACCACCAUCGAGAAGGCCGUGAAGAGGGUGUGCAGGAUGCUGGGCAAGCACCUGGGCCGGGCAUGCACAUCACUGGUGAAGAAAUACAGGGACAAGAUUAUCAAUGCAGUGCAGAGUGACAGUGAUCCCCAGAUCACUUGCAGGAAACUGAGGCUGUGCUCGGGCUCCCAGGAACUGCUAGAUGACCUGAGCUGAUGCAUUCCCUGGAGGAGGCCCAGCUGGUGCCCACCCUCCCCACUGCUGCAGACUGCCUGGGGAGCUCAAAGCAUCGCAGCAGGCCUCAAAGCAUCACAGUGGACAACUCAACAGCUGAACGCUGAUGCAACCUCUUCCAGCAGCAUGUGCUUUGCAUCACCCAUCUCCAGCAGCUUCGUUGACCAUCUAGGCUGCCUCCGAAGCUGGUAACACAGCCCCAGAGAGGCUGGGGGGUGCCCCCAGCUGGACCUGCCCCUCCUUCCCCUGCCUCUGGCUUCCUCAGCAAUAAAGCACCAUAGGC